Molecule: messenger RNA, 231 nt
Organism: Clunio marinus
Lineage: Eukaryota; Metazoa; Arthropoda; Insecta; Diptera; Chironomidae
Source: the annotation of a GenBank genome assembly
AUGCACGUGAGAAAGUUGGAGAAGAAUUUUUCCAAGAAUUUUCCUCAUUUUAUCCACCAACACAUGAGAUUGAAUGGAAGAAUAAAUACUAAAACAACUCAAAAUUCUAUAAAACUCUGCGUUAACUUGCGUGAUGCAACAAAAGAAAGUUCUCUUAUAAUUCCUCAAGUUAAAAGCCUCAGGUCAUGCAUUGAAAUGCGAGAUAAUUAUGGCAAUAGGUCAGAGCCAUAA